GGUUUGUGCUGCCGGUAGCGGGAAUCAAGAAGUAAUUUCUAGUCUAUUAACACCUAAACUGCUAGCUGCUCCUUUCGGACUGUUAUAUAUAUUACUUUAGUUUGAAGCUUCAACUCUAUACACUUGCAAUGCCUCGGGGUGGAAAAAAGGGCCACAAAGGCAGAGGAAAGCAGUUCAGCAACCCGGAGGAAAUUGACAGACAAAUGAGAUUACAGAGAAAGCUGGAAGAAAAUGAUGGUGCAGAAAAAGAGUCUUCAGAGUCUGAUGAAGAAAGCAGCAGCGAUGAGGAGUCUGAGUCCAGAAAGAGAAGUGGAGUGGAGGGUCUUAUAGAGAUUGAGAAUCCAAACCGUGUGUCCCAGAAAAGCAAGAAGGUGACCGAAGUAGAUGUUAGUGCUCCAAGAGAGCUGUCUCGCAGGGAGAGAGAGGAGCUGGAGAAGCAAAAAUCAAAGGAAAAUUACAUGAAGCUGCAUUUAGAGGGAAAGACUGAGCAGGCCCGAGCUGACCUGGCCCGACUGGCCAUCAUCAAGAAACAGAGAGAGGAUGCUGCCAAGAAGAGAGAGGAACUCAGGAAAGAAAAAGAAGCAGAGGAAGCCAAAGCAAAGCGCUAAUCCACCAUCUAAAAAUUCACCAUGCACUUCACUGUCAAGAGGGAUUGCGGGUGAAGGAGAUCUGGAGAGGACCAGUACAUCAGAUCAGGGUGCUUCUAAUCUCCUAUCCCUCAGUUUAAAUCAGAGGGCUGGGGUCUUUGAUAACAGUGUGGUCAGGACAUGGAAUGUAUGAGGAAUGCAACAUUUGGGAUUCCUGUAUUUAAAUCUGUCAAGGAGAAGAUCUCAGGUUUUCCAAGUGCUUCACUCCCUCUUUACACUUUCCCAUCUACCAGGGUUCUAAUUUUAAAGCUGCUGAAGUUAUGUCCAUUCCAUUUGGUUCAUCUAUUUUUAUAAGGACGUACACAAGUUUACUUGAGAUUGAACAGGUAUUACAGAGUGUGUUCAUGAGAAAAAAACACUAUUCUGCCUUCCUCUUUCAAUUAGAAACCCAGAUUUAAAAUAAUCAACUGGCGAUGCCUUCUACAGGAUACCUAGAGAUAUCCAGGUUAUUUUGUUGUCUCGUGAGUAUUCAUUCUAACCAUAUGGAACCAAUUUGCUAUUGUCAGUUUAAAUAUAUUUCAAGAUUUGUUUUCUAAUACUUUUAAUCCAGGAAAUGUUGCAGAAAACUACAGGCUGAGGCCAGUUUCUGAAUGGAUCUCUAGUUGGUGGGCUUCUGUAGCCUUUACAUAACCACUUUACUGUCCUUAUCAUGUAAUCAAAGCUCUACUAAUAACCUGCACAGACUAGUUCAUGAAUUAUCAAGCCCAGUACCGCUAAUAACAUCCCACUGAAACAUUUGGACUGUAUAAAGAGAAAUGUACGCUGUUUUUUUUUGUAUAUGCUAAACUUGUAACUCAGCAUAUGGUGGAUUUGGAAAAUGCCUUGAUUAGUGAAAUGGGACUCCCUGUAACAUUCCUAGAAAAUAAAAUGUUUAAAUCACAAAAUGGGAGGAAUUUAGACGCAGCAAGAACAACAUUUCAUUCAUGUAUUUGAAGUAAUUUUUAAAAAUGAAUUCAUGGACAUAAAUUGCUGUCAUGUC
This is a messenger RNA of Betta splendens (Siamese fighting fish), 1626 nucleotides long. Its product is annotated as 28 kDa heat- and acid-stable phosphoprotein-like. Gene Ontology annotation, cellular component: cytosol. The transcript has 6 exons. The coding region runs from base 129 to 608 and encodes 159 amino acids. The record is from RefSeq and is a predicted model, not a curated record. Gene Ontology annotation, molecular function: RNA binding. NCBI's taxonomy places the organism in Eukaryota, Metazoa, Chordata, Actinopteri, Anabantiformes, Osphronemidae.